AGUUUCUCUGCCACAAUGGAAAUUCAAUCAGGAAAUGGAGAGGAGGCGGCGAGCUCGACCUCCGUCUUGUUUUUCUGUGGCCCCUCCAGGCCGCAGGUAGCGGCAUCAGACGAGCCGGCGCUCCGGGAGGACCCGCGGGCGGCGAAGAGGGUCGAGAGGUUCGACAUUCAGCUGGACAGCCUGAGGAGGAUGUUUGAGAAGCCGUCUGCAGCGACGACUGAAGUGGCGGCCACUCCCCUUGCCAAAAAAGUGACAUCCAGUAGCUCCGCUCAGGCCGUCCAGUCAACACAUCAAAGCAUGGCCUCCCCCCAGGAUGCCCCUCAUUGUGCGAGUAGGUCCAGCUCCGGACGUUCCGAGGAGAGGGCCGAGAACCAGGAGGCCGAGCCGGUGUCGGUGAAGGAGCGGCUGGCGAUGUAUCAGGCCGCCGUGUCCGGCAAGGAAAGCGGCAGCUCCUCCUCUGCAGCGGUAAUGGACGAGUCUGAGGCUUGCUCAGUGCCUGGUGGUCUGGCCACUGUGAAGAGGCAGUUUGAGAGCCACGAGUUCUCCUCUUCGUCCUCCCAGUCCACCGUCACCCAGUUUCAUGUUCAGAAGAGAUCGGUCCAGGAAAUGUCAAGUUCCUCAGAGGUGAUGGUGAAAAGCAGCGCCAGAGAGACGAUUCCAGCAACGAGCCUUUCUCGACACGAGGUGAUCCAUGAUCAUGGAGUCCACCAUAACAAUGUGGCCGCCGGUUAUGGGAACCAUUACAACGAAACAGUUACGCUUGUCGACGGAGAGGACCUACCAAAGGUUUCCACUCAGGCUUUGAAGCAACAGUAUGAAAAAACGAUCGAGGAAGCCGCACCAGCGAAGGAAAUUAAGGUUGACGUUGAUUUCAACCAGUUUCAGUGGGCGCCAGUAAACCAGUCAUCCAGAACUUCAACUGUAACAAGUUAUGACUCAUCUUCCACUGUAAAAACUGCUUCUGCGAUCGCAUCAACAUCAUCUGUGGCUUAUGAGACAGAACAAUUCCCUCCCCCACCCGCAAACCUGAUGCAGGUAACACAAGACCAUAGCGUCACUUCCCAGUCCCAAGAGAAAGGCUCCCAACAAAAGUUUACUCUUGACAAGAAACAGUACUUCAAACACAAGAGCAUGGCUGAGCUGAAACGCCUCUACAAGCACAUACAUCCGGAAGUGCGCAAGAACCUUGAGGAAGACUUCAUGAGUCAGCUAACAGAGUCGGAAAAGGCUGCGCUGGAAAGCCAGGAAACUGUGGGUGAUGUCCAGCAGACAUGCUAUAUGUUUGAAAAUGACGGCAGCAGCAGCGAAUGCUCAAGCCCCGACAGAGAAUACAUGGAGUGGGAAGAAAUCCUCAAAGGGGAAGUGCAGUCAAUGCGCUGGAUGUUCGAAAACAAGCCGCUUGACACGAUCAAAGAUGACUCUCCGGACGAAAGUGAGGGGAAGAAUAUCGGCCAGCAGGAAAUCAUAGCAGGCAAAGAUGUCAGAUACACAGCUUGGAUGUUUGAGACUCAACCCAUGGACGCUCUUGGGGCAGAGACUGCAGAUGCAACCCAGGAGUCGCAGAAACAGACGGAUCUCGCACGAGGGGAUGUCCGCACCGCAACCUGGCUUUUUGAAACUCAGCCACUUGAUUGCCUGAACAGGAUCUACCAAGAGGAGCAGGAGAGCGAGGGGGUUGUCACCAAAGACAUCACUGGCGGAGAUGUGAAAACGGCCAGGUACCUCUUUGAGACCCAGCACCUGGAUUCUCUGGGUAAAACGGAAACUAUUGAGGAGAGCCACUUCCUGAAUCUGAAGUCUGAGCUCGAAGAGACAAAGGGGGAUGUGAAGACAACCACUUGUAUGUUUGAGACACAGCCUAUGUGCGUCAUCAGGGGAGAUUCUGGUGAAAUGCUGGAAAUUACAACCAUCCGUCGGGAAGAGACUGAGAAAGGAGAUGUGACGACAUCGCGGUGGAUGUUUGAAACCCAGCCUCUGGAUAUGAUCAACAGAGAUCCGGCAAAAGUAAAGCUGAUAUGUGGUAUUUCCAUGGAGGACAACGUUCAAGGUGGCGUGAACAAAGGCAGGUGGCUUUUUGAAACAAAGACUCUUGACACCAUUAAGGAUGAGGAAUGGGAGACUUCCCGAAAUGAGAAGGAACAAAUAAUCGGAGCAGAUGUCAAAAGACACUGUCUAGUUUUUGAGACUCAGCCUAUGGAUACACUGAAAGAUGAUGCCAAUGCCCGACCUUUGACCCCAGAGGAGAUUGUAGGAGGAGAUGUUCAGUCAACCAAACAUCGAUUUGAAACGGUACCCAUGGAAAAUUUAAAAGAGCUCUCAGAAGUGGGAAAACUUAAGAAAGUGAUUGCCUCUGAGGAAGAGAAGGGUGACGUGAGACAUCAGAAAUGGGUCUUUGAAAGCCAGCCGCUGGAGAGCAUACGGGAGGAAAAGAAGGAGAUUACAAGAACAGUGAACAUCGAAGCCCUUGACAAAGGAGACGUCACAAACUACAAAGAGAGAUUUGAAACCUUAGAUUUAAGUAAGUGUGAAGGGACACAGAAAAUCCAAGUAGAAGGCCUCCCAAGUGGAUCUGUUAGGUCCAACAGAGUGCUGUUUGAAUCCACUCCAAUGUAUGCUAUGCAGGACAGCUCGGGUCACUACCAUGAGGUGAAGACCGUGAGGCGCGAGGAAAUUGUGAAGGGAGAUGUGCGCAGCUGUAGGUGGAUGUUUGAAACGCGUCCAAUUGAUGAGUUUGAUGAAAGCCUCAAUAAGUUCCAGAUCAUAAAAGGGAUUUCCAAGCAGGAGAUUGAGUCUGGGGAUGUCAAAACAGCCAAGUGGUUGUUUGAAACACAGCCACUCGACACUAUCAAGUUUUUCAGUAAUUUUGAGGAUGAAGAACAUAAGACUAAGGAAGACGUCGUCAUUGAAAAAGGGGAUGUUAAAACUUGCAGGUGGCUAUUUGAGACCCAACCAAUGGAUGCUCUGUAUGAAAAAGUGGAAAAGAGUGAGGCGGACAUGCAGGAAGUGCCAAAAGGUGACGUGAAAACAUGCACUUGGCUGUUUGAAACCCAGACACUCGACAACAUUCGUGACCACUCAGAGUCAGAAACUGAGACGAUUCUAAAGACCUGCACUGUAAAGCAAGAGGACAUUCAAGGGAAGGACGUGCACAUGGCUCGCUUCCUGUUUGAAACAGAGAACCUGGAAAACAUCAUGGGUGAGGACAGCAGUUCUUUCAGGAGGGUCACAGAGAUCAACAUCCAGUCUGGUGACGUUUCCAGGAUGAAAUACAUCUUCGAGAAUCGCUCCACUGAUAUUAUGAGCUCUACGUCAGAAGAAACGAUGCUGAAGCUGAAGAAGCAACAGGCUGAGGAUAUCCAACGAGGAAACGUGGUUAACUGUACCUGGAUGUUUGAAAACCAGUCAAUAGACGCGAUCUGUGACGACAGCACCAAGGCGAGGGAGAUCCGCACCAUAACUGACGUUCAGGGAGGUGACGUGGACAAGGGCCGCUUUAUUUUUGAGACAUACUCUCUGGAUCAAAUCAAAGAUGAGUCCACCGAGACAAAUAUUUCAAAAUUCACUAAUAUCUUUGGAGAUGAGAUCGUAAAAGGAGAUGUGAAAAAUUACACAAUGAUGUUUGAAACUCAGCCGCUGUAUGCCAUCCGUGAUAAGGAGGGCCAUUAUCAUGAAGUGACAACUGUAACAAAAGAAGAAAUCAUGACAGGAGAUGUGGUGGGGGCUCGAUGGCUGUUUGAGACAAAACCCCUGGAUUCAAUCAGAGAUUCAGAGGAGGUCUAUGUCAUUAAAGCUGUGACUGAGGAAGGCAUUAAUAAGGGAGACGUUAGCUCUGCUAGGUGGAAAUUUGAAACACAACCUCUAGACGAAAUCACAGAGGAAAUAAAAGUAAGGUCAAAAACAGUCGCAGAUAUCCAAGGGGGUGAUGUAAAGACAAACAAACAGCUAUUUGAGACGGAUGAGAUGUCUCAAAAGUACGUCAGAACAGUUAGUGUGAGUGAAAUUCAGAAAGGCGACGUCAGAUCUGCAACAUGGAUGUUUGAAACCCGCACAAUCGACGAGAUCCGCGGCGAAAGUGAAGAGUACGAUGCAAUGGAGAGAGUGACAAAGGAGGAAGUGAUGAAAGGGGAUGUUAAAGAGUCUGUGUGGCUCUUUGAGAGGCACCCCCUAGACCGAAUCAAAGAGACUGAUGGUACAGAGCCUGCUGUGAUAAAGGAGGAAAUCCCACAGGCAGAUGUGAAGACGACUACAUGGCUGUUUGAAACCACUCCAUUCCAUGAAUUCAACGAAAGCAGUGUGGAGAGGACGGAAAUAAUCGGUAAGAGUAUAAAGGAGACACUUGAGGAACUUUACUGUCAGAAAAUGGUGAACUCCCAGGGUAUCCUCAUUGAAGCAGAUGAAAUUGGUGACGUCCGCAUGGCCAAGUACAAGCUCAUGAACCAGGAGGUUCCACAAAUCCAAAAGGAGGAGGUCCUUAGAGGAGAUCUGAGCAAUAUAAUGAUGAACCUACUGAAUCGCACAGAGACACAGAGGGUCAUAACUAUUGAUAAAGAGGAGCGAGGAGACAUCAACACCACCGUCAAACAGCUGUUUAACCAGGAGAAGGGCACAAGUGUUCAGAAAGAGGUAGUCAUUCGAGGUGAUAUUCAAGAGGCAAUAAACAACCUGCUCAAGACUGAAGGCUCCUCCAAGCGUGGCAUUCUGAUACAAGAAGAUGAAAAAGGAGAUGUUAAGAUGACGAUCUAUUCUCUACUAAAUAAGGAGCAACGUACAAGUAUUGGGAAAGAGGAUAUAAUUCAAGGUAAUGUCAGCAAAACUCUUCACCGUCUUCUGUCCAACUCAGGCGAAGAGGACUCUAAAAAGAUACGGAUUGGAGAAACUGAAAGGGGUAAUGUCAGCUUUUACACCACCUGCAUUGAGUCUGGAGCCUUGGACUACCUCAAACAGCUUAAGUCUGAAUCUGAUGAGGUUCACGAAGAGGUGCAGAAGGAGAGUAUCAUUGGUGGCGACAUCGAAGAGACCAAACUCUUGUUGCGGAGGAAUCAGCAGCAGAUAGGCCGCACAGUGGCAGAAGAUGACAUAGUUCCAGGUGAUGUUCACAGCACUGUUAAAGUAUUCAUGACAGAGCCCACUGUUUCCUACAAAAAUCUAGAGAAGGACAUAGUUAAAGGUGAUCUUACUGCAGCCCUCGAUUCGUUGACCCAAGCCAUCAAUCAGAAAGUGAUUGUAGAGAAAGAGGAGGUGGUCAAGGGGGAUAUUCCCAACACUUUGAAAUCUCUUGAGGAGGCCAGGAGACAAGCCAAGGAAAUGGAAAAGCCUGAAAUCAUUAAGGGUGACAUAAGAGGUGCUCUUGAAUCACUGGAGAAAUCUGCGACCUCCAAAACAGAAGCAACAGUCGACGAUUUAGUCCCUGGCAAUAUCAAAGGGACCCUGAAAUGCCUAGAGGAGGCUAAGCAAGCUGUCAAAGAGCUGGAAAAAGAGGAGAUUGUCAAAGGAGACAUUUACACGGCCAUGCAAAAUUUGAACGAGGCAACAAGCGAGAAAAAGUCCUACCAGCACCAAGUGAGCGAACAAGGGGAUGUUAAAGCCACCAUCCAGCUUCUGCUUGAGCCUACCACCUCUCCAAAAAUGCAACGCAGAGGGAGCAUUGAAGGGGAUGUGAGAACAUCCAUAAAAUCUCUUUACGAAGGCCAGGAGAUGACGCAAGUGGAAAAAGAAGAGGUCGUUAAAGGUGACGUUAAGGGGGCAAUAAAGUCUCUGUUGCAAAGAAAACAGUAUUCAAACAAGAAGCGCACACAUCCUCCCAAGAAAGCAAAAGUGUCCGUGAAAAAUCCAUCAAGUGUAAAGCAAGUGGAGCAUGAAAGCUCACAUGAAGCCAUGAGUGAGAAUGUAGCACUCACUCCAACCCCCACUGUGAAAAACCUCUCUCAGAGCAGUGAGUCACAGAGGCACACACAGAGGCACCAUGAAAGCAAAUCGCUGAAAACGCAGGUAAUAACCCAAGAGGACCACUCUGAUGCUGUAGUCAAAACAGACAAUCCUGCUGGGGCCUCUCAUCAGAAGAGCACAAAAGAGCAGAAAGACAAAGUGCUGCCCCCACACAAAAUACAAGCUCCUAAGCCUAUUAUGAUAAAGAAUACACAGAAGACUAUUAAUGAUCAAACAGAGAAUAAAGCUGCGGGUGUGACUUUGAUGAAAGAGGUGCAAAACACAACGCAGAUGAAUAUUUCAAAUAGGCAAACGUGCGAGACAAAAACAAUCAAACAGGUGCAGACUUCAGUGACCGAGAAGAGCGUCAUGCAUAAACAAAAUGUGGUAGUCUCAGAGCAAAUUUCACAAAAGCAAAUGGAGAGCAAGGCUCUAGGACAAAAGCAGCUUUUCAAAAAUCUGAAGAGUGAUCACUGUAACCUGGAUAUGAAAGGGAGAGGAGUUGUCAAAAAGUCAAAGCCGGAGAUUCACUUCCCUCCUCCUCCCGCCUCACCACCGCCACCCUCAGAGUCUGAGCUCUCCCUCCCUCCGCCGCCAUCGCCAGUUACUGAGAGCUCAGCAUCGCCCAGUUCCUGGCCUCAUCUCAUGAGGCAGGACAGUGACCUGCCACCUCCACCCCCUCCACCCCCUGUGGAAUGCAUGAAGUCUGAGCCAGAGUAUUUUCCUCCACCUCCUCCUCCACCAGCUCCAUCCUCCGCAGGAGGACACGAUUUUCUUCCUCCACCUCCAUCACAGCAAGAGCUUAACGAAAUGCCUCAACUUCCUCCUCCAAAGCAAGGGAAGCCUAUUGGAAAGCCUUUAUUUAAAGUCCCCAAGCAACCAGAACCACAGAAGCAGCCCAUCCAAGUUAAACCCAAGUGGCAGAAAAAACAACCAACCCCUCCACCACCUCCACCCCAACUUCCUCCUGUUCAAGAGACAGCAGUGUCGACCGUCCAUAAAGAGGAGGUUAAAGUUCAAGAGGUGAAACAGGAAGCAAUCCAACAGACUGAAGCAAGGAGUCAGUCUAAAACAGCUGCGGUUUCGUCAACAAGAAUUUCAAGCAUUCCUGUUGUAAAACCAGAGCAGAAACAAAGUCCACAGCCUCCCAAAAAAGUGUUCGUCCCCCCCAUCAAACUGCCUCCACCUCCAGACCCUGCUCCAGCCCCAAAGGACCGGCCAUACGCUAGAAAAUUUAUAACCCCUCUCAUGCUUGCAGAGGAAAGGUAUCGCCAGCAAAGGCAAGAGGAAGAGGAAAAGAUCAAAGUCUUGACUCCAACUUCACCGCAAAUUAAUAUACAAUCCUCAGCUCCCAGUGCAGAACUCUUUGCAGCAGACGGCGCUAAAAGAGAAGCGGCUUUGGAAGUCGCAAAAGCCAAGAGUGAGGAAGAAAUAAAGGCACAAGACUCACCUGCCAAGAAAACCCCUUCCCAAAUCCCUUUGAGCAAAGCGUCAAUCUCAGUAAUAAAUAAAAAGUCAGCCCUUGCAUCUUCAAAUGUGUCCUUAGAUAAAAAGCAAGUUUCCAGCACUGAGGCCAGUGAAAAAGCCCUCACGUCAACCAAUACCUCUGUGUCUCAGUCUCAUCACGAGGCCUCAGAAAAAGAAAUCCAGUCAUGCUCAAACGCGGUUGCCGUCUCAGUCACUGAGCAGCAGCAGUUUAUCAAGAAAUCUAGCACCAGGUCUAGCAUUGCCACACAGAGCGCUGUCCGGGAUAAUGUAAAUCUGCAAAGCCAGGCUGCGGUCACAUUGAGAACAGAGGAUGUAAAGAAUAUGAAUGUGCCUCUGACACAGGAGGGAAAAACGAGUCCCUCUCAGCCAACUAAAAUUCCAAAGGUAGCUCCGAGUUUCAAAGUAAAAACGUUGAAAAUGCCAACAGAGAAGACAGAAGAGAAGUCUGACAGUUUGGGGCAAAAGGAAAUAAUGAAAAGUGAAACUCAUUCACAAACAGAGAAAAGUCAGGCGUCACAGAGAGUUGAAUCGAAAGUGCAUUUGGAAAGUGACCAGCUUACCUCAGCAAGAACUGAGGUGAAAAUAAAAGCGAAAGAAAAUAAAAAACAGUUGCCGACACCCGCGAGGGAGAUUGAAGCGAAGGCUCACGCAAAGGAGAGAAAGCAGGUGGCAAAAAAUGAGACUGAAGUAAAGUUGUCGCCAUCGGUUACUGUUUCAGCACCUGUGGCUAUGGUAACAUCUGUGCCAACCCAUCAAGGACAAAACCUUGUGUCUGUCUCCCAUAGCCAGCAGAGCGUGAAGACAGAGCACAUUCAGAGACACAAGGAGGUUAUUGUGACUGAGAGGGUGGUUCAGCAGGAUCUACAAAAGCAGGAGGUCGUUCGCGCGCAACAGCAAACCAAGCUUCAAGCCACAGAAACAACUAAAAUGCAACUGAAGGCAGGAAAGUCAAAAGAUGAGUCAAAGGAAGUGUUGGCGAAAACUACGAGUAAAGCAUCUCACAAAAGUGACGCUCAGUCUAAAGAGAUCGCAGAUUCAGAGAAGUGCAGUGUGAUCCAGAAGCUGGUCGGCAGGAUAAAAGAACUCGAGGGCACGCCAAGCAAACUAGAUUCCAACUCUGUCAGGACAGUUAUAGAUGAGGUUCCUGAAUGGGUAAUGGGCUCAGAUGAAAAAAAGAAUUUCAGUGAACUUGCUAAACAGCAAAGCAAGAAAAAGCUGAGAGAGAUGAUGGCUUAUGUGAAGCACAUUAUUCAGACAAAAUUUGCAGUUUUGGAGACAAACCUCACAACAGUGGAAAAGGAAGUGAAGGAAGAAAUAGAACCACCUGUUCCUUCGCCGGUGCCUCCCACUGUGCCUCCGAAACCAGACGUGAAGGUCUUCAGUAGGGCAACUGCAAAGGUGUCGAAGGCCAGCAGCGGUUCGUUCAAGACAGAAAAGAAGGUGGUGGAAGAGAAGAGGUCAUUUCAGGAGAGCAGAGUCCAUCAGGACCUGAGUGAAGUGACCGAUCAGAGAAUUUCCUCCCCCUUAGCGAGCAUUCGUACACCAUCCCCUACUUUUAUUACAAUUGAAUCAAGAAGAGUGGAUUCUCCGUUUGGAGUGACACCUUCUCCUCCCCCCUACAAGUCAGUUGGAACACCACCGACCCCUCCUCGCAGAACGUAUACUCCUACGUCUACUUUCAGCAGGGCCACACCAUCUCCCACUCUUAGCCGCUCUGAAAAGCUAAUGAAAUUGAGGGAUACCACCUCAAAACUUUCGCGUGGAAUGACACCACCCUCCCCUGUGCCCUUACCGGAGUAUUUUGCCGUUGAAAGAGAGCGCACGCCGUCGCUUAGCGACACGGAGACCGUUGUUGACAGAAGCGAGCUAGGAGCGGUGGACAUUACAGAGAUGGUGGAUUCCAUGAUGACGGUUAAGGACAAAAAGUCUUUCUUUGAGGAGGCGCAAAAGGCUGAAGUGAAUAAGAUGUAUGCCAGGAAGGAUCCCAUUGACAUCCCUGAACGUUUGGGACCUGAUACGGAGGACACCACUGAGACCGUGGCCUUGGACCUUAUGAAAGAAGAUCUCCCAAGGGUUGAUUUAUCAAAGCUGGUGAACAGAUUUGAGUCUCCCCAACCCAAAGUUUACUCAAGAAAGGAUCCCAUUGUCAUAUCCGAGAGACUGGGGAGUGAUACUGAGGAUACAGAAGCCGAAGCGCAUACUCCAAGAACUGAAGACAUCCCUGUUUUCAAUGUCAAAGCAAUAAAGGACGUGUUUGAGACAGGAGAGCAUGGUUCCCAAGCAGCCCGAGUGCUUAGAGAACAGAUAGAACGGCGAGAACCUGAACCCAUUGGUCACACGGAAACAACUUCGCUCACUGAGCACAUUUGCAGUGUCGACGACUUCGGUAACGUGUCACAAGAGACAAGGAGUGAGAUGCAUUCUGGGAGUUUGCUGACCCGUGGUAGCCCUCCAUCCUAUGCCGAUGUAGUGAGGGGUAGAGUUCCAACUGUCUCUGUCCCGCCCGAAGCCUCCACGGAGGAAAUGCUGAAAAGUUUCCAGCAGUCAUGGGCGGAGAGCCAAGGAGUUUUCCAGAACCUGGGUUUUAGUGUCACGGAGCAGAGGACUUCCCAGACUAUAACACACCAGCAGGAGACCUUUGUGACGGAAAACUCGAAUUCCAGAGUCCGAACUGUGCAGGGUGUGUCGGAAGAGGGUGUACCCCAUGGAAUCCCUGAUCGCAGACAAACAAAACUUCCAUAAAAGCUGCUUUCGCUGUGAGCACUGCAAGGGCAAACUAAGCCUCGGCAACUACGCCUCUCUCCAUGGACAGAUGUACUGCAAGCCACACUACAAGCAACUAUUCAAGUCCAAAGGAAAUUAUGAUGAAGGAUUUGGACAAAAGCCACACAGAG
This is a messenger RNA of Fundulus heteroclitus (mummichog), 10307 nucleotides long. It is a transcript of the gene xirp2a, whose product is annotated as xin actin binding repeat containing 2a. Gene Ontology annotation, cellular component: focal adhesion; stress fiber. The record is from RefSeq and is a predicted model, not a curated record. Gene Ontology annotation, molecular function: actin filament binding. NCBI's taxonomy places the organism in Eukaryota, Metazoa, Chordata, Actinopteri, Cyprinodontiformes, Fundulidae. The coding region runs from base 16 to 10155 and encodes 3379 amino acids. The transcript has 10 exons. Gene Ontology annotation, biological process: actin cytoskeleton organization; actin filament organization.